AGAGACAAAAACAUGGACAGGCCGAGUUAAUAAGAGGUUAGGGAUACAGUGAGAGAGAGAUAGAGCAGUCUGGCUGUCAUUGGAGGAGUGUGGAGACCCUCCAUAGGGCGUGGCCAGCUAGCAAGGGCUGAUCCAGUGGGAGGAGGGACAGGCAGACCCAGGGAGGGCAGCACAGGCGGAGGGGAGGAGGGAGCUGGAGCCGGCCGGGCGUGAACCGUAGUCGGAGGAGAGCUCCAAAGUUCCCGGCCUGGGAGGCGUCGUAUGAAUCGAGAGGGGAGGCAGCGGGAGAUAGUGGGUCCGAGAAGACCGCUCUUGCCCCCCUCUAUGUGAGGGGGGUUCCCGGAGAGAGGAAUCUCCCGAUAUCUCCGGCAAUAAAAGAUGGGUGCCACUAAAAGCAAGCCACGAGAAGGCGGGCCACGGAGUCGCAGUCUGGAUAUUGCGGAAGGGUCCCACCAGCCUUUCACCUCCCUUUCUGCCUCUCAGACCCCCAGCAAGAGCCUGGAUUCGCACCGACCAUCUGGACAGCCAUUUGGGGGCAACUGUGACCUGACACCUUUUGGAGGGGUCAAUUUCUCUGAUACAAUCACUUCCCCCCAAAGGACAGGACCACUAGCAGGGGGCGUCACCACCUUUGUCGCUUUGUACGAUUAUGAAUCUCGCACCGAGACUGACCUGUCCUUCAGGAAGGGGGAAAGACUACAGAUUGUCAAUAACACGAGACCUGACAUGAGGGAAGGCGACUGGUGGUUGGCACGUUCCCUAAGCUCUGGGCAGACUGGCUACAUUCCAAGUAACUACGUAGCUCCUUCGGACUCCAUUCAGGCUGAAGAGUGGUAUUUGGGGAAGAUAACACGCCGAGAAGCAGAGCGUCUGCUGCUGAGCCUUGAAAACCCUCGAGGGACUUUCCUGGUCAGAGAGAGCGAAACUACCAAAGGUGCAUACUGCUUGUCUGUCUCUGACUAUGAUGCCAGUCGUGGCCUCAACGUGAAGCAUUACAAGAUCCGUAAAUUAGACAGUGGAGGAUUUUACAUCACGUCUCGAACUCAGUUCAGCAGCCUGCAGCAACUUGUGGCCUACUAUAGCAAACACGCAGAUGGCCUAUGUCACCGCCUGACCGCUGUUUGUCCCACUGCCAAGCCCCAAACUCAGGGCCUGUCCAAAGAUGCCUGGGAAAUUCCACGUGAUUCUCUGCGCUUGGAGCUCAAGCUUGGACAGGGCUGCUUUGGAGAAGUUUGGAUGGGUGUCUCUGUAGGCACUUGGAACGGAACCACUCGAGUGGCCAUCAAGACUCUGAAGCCUGGCACCAUGUCACCUGAAGCAUUUCUGCAGGAAGCACAGGUCAUGAAGAAACUUCGGCAUGAGAAGCUGGUACAGCUUUAUGCUGUGGUGUCAGAGGAACCCAUCUACAUAGUAACAGAGUAUAUGAGCAAAGGCAGUCUACUGGAUUUCUUGAAGGGUGAAAUGGGGCGAUAUCUAAGGCUUCCCCAACUUGUGGAUAUGGCUGCCCAGAUUGCUUCAGGCAUGGCCUACGUGGAACGUAUGAAUUAUGUGCAUCGGGAUCUGAGAGCAGCCAACAUUUUGGUGGGAGAGAAUUUGGUGUGCAAGGUGGCUGACUUUGGCUUGGCACGACUGAUAGAGGACAAUGAGUAUACAGCCCGUCAAGGUGCCAAGUUCCCUAUUAAGUGGACAGCCCCUGAGGCUGCUCUAUAUGGUAGAUUCACCAUUAAAUCUGAUGUCUGGUCUUUUGGAAUUCUCCUGACCGAGCUCACCACCAAGGGCAGGGUCCCUUACCCUGGCAUGGUUAACCGGGAAGUGUUGGACCAAGUAGAGCGAGGAUACCGCAUGCCUUGUCCCCCGGAUUGCCCAGAAUCCCUCCAUGAUCUGAUGUUCCAGUGCUGGAGGAAGGAUCCUGAGGAGAGACCAACCUUUGAAUACCUGCAGGCGUUCCUGGAGGACUAUUUUACAGCAACCGAACCGCAGUACCAGCCUGGGGACAACCUUUAGGUUUUGCCUCAUAAUCAAGAGACAGUUGUAGGACUCUUAAGAACAGACUCAGAGUUUCAUGGCCUUCCCUUAAAGAAAUGGUAACAUUGGUAGCAAGGAAAGGCACAGGUAUUAUCAGGUGCCGUUAAUAUUCUUCCAACCCAGUGGAAUCUGAAAUUUUGUUCUAUUUAUGAAGACUUUUGUGCAGACACAUCUCUUGCCCCAUGAGCCAGUUAUUCAGCAGUAACAAUCCCUUCUGACCACCAAAGCGUGAAAGGCAAGAUUUUUUUUUUUCAUAGUGCCAACUCUUUGAUACCAGGCUCAGAUGUCCACUUUUACCCUUUUGUUUACUGUUCACCCUUUAAUGUGCAUGAGAAGGGUUCGAUGGAGAUUCCGCUCUGGAACGUAUAACAACUGCCAUAUUUUCUACAGUAAAUAAUAGAAAAUGUAUUUGUUUUGGGUUUUAGAGUAUUAUAAGACUAUUAACCUGAGGGCUGAGGCCCAGCUACCGUCUUCCAUCUUCUUGCCACGUGGGCUUACUGGGCAGAGCUACUGCCUAUGUGUUAAUGGCGGGCAGACUGGACUCCUACCUUAAUGAUGUGUAGAGUUAUAAUAUUUUGUAUCCCCUGUUGAUGUCAGUCAACUGCAAAACCGCAACAAAAAACAAUUCCCAAGUGUUUCAAACAUCUGUUGUUCUCUAUAUAUCAUUUAUUUGCAGUUACGACUCUCCCACAAUAGGGGAACGAAAAGCUCCCAUCUGCUUUUUUUGGGGGGUUGGGGUAUCUGAGUUUAUUUGGGGAUUGUAUGUAAUUUGAAAGAAAAGGCUUUUUGAUAUUGUGACGUGUACGGCUGUUCCACAGUAUUGCCGUUGAACCUUAAUAGGUACUGCAGAACCUACCCAGUACCGGGUGGGUCCACCCUUAUUUUCUCAGGGAUAGGAAGUUAUGGGAAUCAAACUGCCAACUGAAGAGGGGGUGAAGAAGUAUUGGAACAUUUGACCACCACCGCCUUGAUGCGUAAUUCAUCAUUUCUAAUGCUGCCACUUAGGGCGGUUCUUAGUACUUAACCCCCUCCCUCACUGUGCCAAUCUAACUUAUACACCAGUGUAUACCUAUAUGUGUAUAUAUGACUUUUUUUGUUUGUUAUUUCGAAUGGUUAUAUACCACUGGGGUACAAGCCUUAUAUUGUGACUGCUUACCCGGAUACACUGUCGGAUUUUGAUACGGAUUUGUCUCUAGGAUGAUGAGGAGAGGUCGCCUCUCUGAUGGGGUUUCAAUAGACAAGGUGGGAGAGGGAAGGGGGGAUAUUUUGUUAAUACUUUAAACACUGGCACUACUUAUUCUGAUCUCCGUAGCAAUAAUAAUAAACCAUGGUACCGUGAAUAAAAGAGAGUACUCUAAAGCUGAA
Messenger RNA from Xenopus laevis (African clawed frog), 3390 nucleotides. RefSeq names its product SRC proto-oncogene, non-receptor tyrosine kinase L homeolog (gene src.L). Gene Ontology annotation, molecular function: protein kinase activity; non-membrane spanning protein tyrosine kinase activity; ATP binding. The record is from RefSeq and is a predicted model, not a curated record. The coding region runs from base 379 to 2004 and encodes 541 amino acids. Gene Ontology annotation, cellular component: cytoplasm; plasma membrane. Lineage: Eukaryota; Metazoa; Chordata; Amphibia; Anura; Pipidae. The transcript has 13 exons.